AUGGCUCCCUCGGCGUUUUCUGUCGCUUUAACCCAGGCACCACUGCGCCUCUAUCGGCCGUCUGGGCGAUCUGUUUUAUUUUUUGCUUUUGUUUGCCUACCGGUUUUCUUGCUCGGGCCGGUGGGUGAGCAUAAAGAAUGGUUGCUGCCGGCCGCUCAAAUGGCGGCUGCACGUCGGGAGAGGCCCCCCCGUAGUAUCUUGAGUCCGGCCUCCUCCGAGGAAGAAUUGCAAAGUCCCGAAUAUGCAGUGGGUGGAGAAGAAACUCAGAGACGGGGUUCGCAAAGGAAGCGUAAAGGGUCCUCUUCCAGCACAAAACGGCGAUCGGAUAUUAUGCAGUGGCCCGUUGAGUCAACCGAGCAGCCUCCGCAGCCACCGCAAGCACCUGAAGAAGAGCAGCCGCGCAAGUACCUACUCCAAGCCGAAGAAGAAACUUUCGCGAAGUCACAAGCUGUAGAGGUUGCAGGAGCCGCAGCAGCGCCUGCAGAGACAGGCGUUCUUCAAACUCUUCGAGCCAUCUUCACCCCCCAGGGAACUUCUAUUUCAGAACGCAUGAAACCCCUGGCAACGCAAAUAUGCGACUGGCGCGAGACUGGUGUCUCCGAAACUGACGUCCCGUUGACAGCAGAAGGCGAAGCCAAAGCAAAAAGAGUCGAUGUGAAGUUCUACCACUUAAUACAUCAAAUACAUCAGUGUGAAAUGGAGGCGUUGAAACGCCCACAGCCUUCCUUUUGUUUGGAUGCUUUCGUAUCCUCUCCUCUCACCUCCGCUCUACAAACAGCCAGUUACGCAACUGCCGCCUCGGGUAAGUGGUUUUUGUGCAAAGGUCCAAAAGAAUCGGUGACAAAGGAAACGAGGGUAACAUGGCAGGCUGACCCUAUGCUCAGGGAAGAAAUGAGAACGGCGGAGAAUGCAGGAACCGAAGUGGGUGCGCUGCAAACGAAACUUGUGGAUUUGAAUGCAAAGGGCAAUCUACCCAGCACCGCUGUGGACUUCACCUUGGUACCUCCACAAGAUGCGUGGUGGCUGCCCUAUGCGGCAGAUGACCUUCGAGCUAUACUUAAACAAGGCGGUGCUGCAGCUGUACGGACAAGCACCACCAGCAGCACCAGCACUGGUAGUGGCAGCAGCAGUGGCAGUAAUCCUUUUACUGUGGGCGACGCGGAUCCCUGGCCCGUCACCAUAGGGGGGAAGUCUCUCAGGGAUACAAGCCAGCGCAUACAGGAACCGUUACAAGGAAGACCUAUUCCCCCUCCACAGACGCCUUUGCCUAGGGAACCUGCAGAAGUGCUGAAGCUCCGCAAAGAUGUGCUUCUUUUCACGUUAUGCAAGGCUCAAAACUUCUUUUCCGGUGCUCUUGUCACGCAUCCACGUAUGAUGAAAGAGCUGCUUGGAGUCUCGAAAGUGAAGCCAGGCGAGAUAGGGGGAGCAGUACUGACGUGUGAAGGCGGCAAAGGGUAUUUGACUUUGCUGACGGGCCCAACCCCGAGCCCCAGGGCUUCUUAUGAAGGCGCCGAAAGAAAAUCCACUUCAUCUUCCGAAGGCUCUGAUACAGAGGCUUAA
Eimeria acervulina is the source of this 1560-nucleotide messenger RNA. RefSeq lists its product as hypothetical. Lineage: Eukaryota; Apicomplexa; Conoidasida; Eucoccidiorida; Eimeriidae. The transcript is spliced from 2 exons. The record is from RefSeq and is a predicted model, not a curated record. Bases 1 to 1560 code for a protein of 519 amino acids.